UGUCUCCGUGCAGUAAGAGACAUAUUCGAGUAGCUAUGGAUUGGAUAAGCGAAGCAAAGAGAAACAAGAAGAAGAUCAUAAUUGGUGUCUUGGCUGUGUCGAUUGUGACUCUAAUCCUUGGCCUUGGACUCGGUCUCGGACUGGAUUUGCAGAGAUGUCAAAACCAAGUCACGCCCCUCACAUCCUGCAGGAAUAGAUGUUAUGAGCCUUUUGACAACGAGAAACCUGGCUGCAGAUGUGAUGAAAACUGCGUCGCCGCCAACAGCUGCUGCUUUGACCACUAUGACAUCUGCACUGCUCCUACUGAGCAGUGGGAAUGCACAAACGUGCGCUGUGGCGAGAAGAGGCUGACGCAGAGCAGGUGCCACUGUUCAGAUGACUGUCUUUCUGCUGGAGACUGCUGCACCAACUACAAACACGUCUGCCACGGAGAGAAACAGUGGGUUGAAGAUACGUGCGAUGACCUGUCAACCCCCACGUGUCCCGCAGGCUUUAAGCAGCCGCUGCUCCUUGUGUCUUUGGAUGGCCUCAGGGCAGAGUAUCUGCAGACAUGGAGUGCACUCAUCCCUGUCCUGGAUAAACUCAGAAGGUGUGGAACGUCAGCUCCAUUCAUGCAGUCCGCAUUUCCCACAAAGACUUUUCCCAAUCACUACUCCAUUGUUACGGGUCUCUACCCAGAGUCAAAUGGUCUGAUUGACAAUACCAUGUAUGACCCGGUGUUCGAUGCCACCUUCUCCCUGUCCAGUCCAGAGAAAAAUAACCCCGACUGGUACCUUGGACAACCUAUUUGGCACACAGCAAAGUCCCACGGACUGAAGUCUGGGACUUUCUUCUGGCCUGGAUCGGAUGUGAAAAUCGCCGACAGUUUUCCUGACAUCUACGUACCUUAUGACGGUACCGUGCCGUUUGAAGAAAGAGUAUUCACUGUGCUGAAGUGGCUGCAGCUGCCGGCUAAUAAAAGGCCGGAUUUCUUUACGCUGUAUCUGGAGGAGCCGGAUAAAUCUGGACACAGCUACGGUCCUGUGAGUGGAGGGAUUAUUACAUCACUCCAGGGUGUGGAUAAGAUCAUUGGUCAGCUCAUGAAUGGACUGAAGCAAAUUAAUCUACACCGCUGUCUCAACAUCAUUAUUGUGGCUGACCAUGGUAUGGAGGAAACAAGCUGUGAAAGAAAGGAAACAAUGAAGGAACUCGUGGGCGAUACCAGCAUGUAUGUGGUAACUGAGGGUCCCAUUGGACGCAUCAGAGCCAAGAGCAAAGACGCACUGUGGGACUCUGCUGGACUUGUUGCUAAUAUGACUUGUAAGAAGCCAGACCAAAAAAUCAAGCCGUACCUGAAGGCGAACCUACCAAAGCGCCUUCACUUUGCCAACAGUCGUCGCAUUGAAGAUGUCAGCAUCCUGGUUGACACUAAAUGGCUGUUUGAGAGGGAUCCAGGCUCUCUCACAUUCUGCUCUGGUGGUAACCACGGCUAUGACAAUGACUUUGAGAGCAUGCAUGCCAUGUUUAUCAGUUACGGCCCCAAGUUUCAGAAGGAAAAAGAGAUUGAGCCUUUCUCCAAUACUGAACUUUACAAUCUAAUGUGUGAUGUCCUCGAGGUUUCUCCUUCCAGCAAUAAUGGAACUCACGGCAGCAUGAAUCACGUAUUGCAGCAGCCCUACUACACACCAGUGCACCCCGCUGAACAAAGUGAGCCCGCUCAGUGUCCACUGGUCAGCCUAAACCCUGAAGACAACCUGGGAUGCUCCUGUGGUGAGGUGGAUGAAACUGAUAUCAACAAACGACUGAAUCUGAGUGCAGAGGAGGCAUCCGCUGCAGAAAAGAAGCACGCGCUUUUUGGUCGACCCCGGAUGCUGCAACCUGACCAAAGUUAUUGCAUCCUCUACCAGGAGGGAUUCAUCAGCGCCUAUAGCCACAAAGCCCUGAUGCCCCUGUGGAGCUCUUUCACCAUUGACAAGCCUAAUAACCUGGACCCGUUGCCUUCAGUCACACCAGAUUGUUUUCGGGCUGAUGUGAGAAUUUCAGCAUCUCAGAGUCCCAGAUGUGAUCAGUACCGGUAUACUGCUGCUGGAAACCUGCAUUCAGCCUUUUUGUACCCACCCAAUCUUAAUACAACGACAGACCAGCAGUAUGAUGCUUUACUGAUGAGUAAUGUGGUACCAAUGUACCCCGAGUUUAAGAGGAUCUGGGACUAUUUCCACAACACACUGCUUAAGAAAUAUGCCUCCAUUUACAAUGGCAUGAAUGUGGUAUUGGGUCCAGUGUUUGAUUACAACUAUGACGGACAAUUUGACACUCCAGAGCAGAUCCAGCAGUUUCUUCCUGGUACAAACAUCUCCAUCCCCACACACUACUUUAUUGUGUUGACCAGCUGCAGGGACUCUGCUCAAAGCGUGACUUCCUGUGACAGCGAGCUGCAGACUGUAUCCUUCCUCCUCCCUCACAGAGCUAACAACCUGGAAAGUUGCAAAAGUACAGAAGCAGAAUCUCAGUGGGUUGAAGAUCACAUGUGGUUCCACCAGGCACGAGUCAGGGAUGUUGAGUGGCUCACAGGGCUGGACUUUUACCAGGGUAGCAACCGACCAGUCCCAGAGCUGCUGAGGGUGAAGACCCGCCCCACAGCAGCCAUUUACAGAAAACAAUAAAAUAACCCAUAAGCACUCCUUUAGUUAUGUCAUGACACUGGUAGCACUGGUCAUCAGUUCAUCAAUGAAUAAA
This is a messenger RNA of Maylandia zebra (zebra mbuna), 2715 nucleotides long. RefSeq names its product venom phosphodiesterase CdcPDE. Gene Ontology annotation, biological process: nucleoside triphosphate catabolic process. NCBI's taxonomy places the organism in Eukaryota, Metazoa, Chordata, Actinopteri, Cichliformes, Cichlidae. Gene Ontology annotation, molecular function: nucleic acid binding; nucleoside triphosphate diphosphatase activity; metal ion binding. The record is from RefSeq and is a predicted model, not a curated record.